AUGAGGGACGAGGUCAUCAUCACACAAAUCAAGGAGUCGCUGGCAAAAGACAGCCGCGAUGUUGCCGAUCUCUGGAACGAUGCCCUCCGCAAGUACAAGGGCAUCACGGGCGUAGACCUCUCACCCAACUUCACAAGUGUCGACGCGAUGAUCGCGUUCGGCACCAACCAGAUGAACAACUUCCACCAAUUCCGCCACAAUCAGAAGAAGGUCGAUAAGCUGCGUGGCCUGUUCAUAGCCAAUUUAGGGUACAUCCAGCAAGGCGCGCAGCAACUUAUCGCUGCUGCCACGCCGGCUUUCCCACCGGCAGCGGCGAUUGGGACAGCGUUGACCUAUAUGCUCAGCGCUUGCAAACAAGUGUCGGCAGACUAUGAUGUGAUCACGGCGUUCUUUGAGGAUAUGAAUGCUUUCCUCCAGCGCAUUACCAUCCUCGAAUCGCGGUUGCCCAAGUAUCCAGCUUACCGCAACUGCCUGAUGGAUGUCUUCACUUCCGUCUUGGAGAUGUGUGGCUUUGCUACUAAGUAUAUUGAGCUGGGUCGUUUUAAGCGUCGACGACAGGAUCCAUCCACGCAGGGGAGUGGUAAAGCUGCUGGCCAGAAUAAGCGUCCAACCUCGAACCGGGUCCGCAGCUUCUUUGGCGACACCAUGAACCCGGCACACGAAUACAAUAGCAUUAAAGACAACUUUAUUGACGAGACAUGUACCUGGAUCUUUGACGAGCCGAUUUGGGAUCCCUGGCUUGUCCAAGGGAAAGGCAAAGCUGCACCGCGGAUUCUCACCAUCGAGGGACCACCUGGUGCCGGGAAAAGUUAUCUUGCGGUGUCCGCUUAUGAUCAACUUAUUAAGUUGGCAGACAGCAACACUUGUGUUACGAAAUUCUACUUCCGCGAGAGUCCUAAGGAUCUCGGCCAAUUUUGCAACGCCAUCAAUUGGGUUGUCAUCCAAAUUGCGGAGCAAAAUGCUGUUUUGUGUGAGAAGAUCAAUAUCGAAAUUGGGCGGGAAGACCUGGAUUUGGAUACGUGGGUUUGGGAGGAUAUCUGGACUGACCUUGUUAAGCCCUUGUUCAGCGGCUCGUCUCAGGCUCGGCUGCAGAUUGUCUGGGACGGCCUAGACGAAUUGCAGGGCGAAGAACGAGAAAAGUUAUUGCAAUUCUUCUCGGAAUUUAAAGAUACGACAGAUCUAAACAUUACUUUCCUAUGCACGACCAGACCCGAUUUAAGCCUACAGUUGAAGAAGAUCGGCUCCGAAUCCAUUGCUGUCACGAAAGAAAAGCAGCUCUCUGAUAUGAAGUUGCUAAUUUGGAGCCACCUGAACAACGACAGCGGGCUCCGCAAGUUUAGCAGAUACGUGAAGCAGAGAAUAUCCAGCACGAUUGAGGAGAAAGCGGACGGGAUGCUCUAUGUCGAGCAUAUACUCCGCCAAUUGAGCAUCCUUGGGCGGGAGCACCUCGUCCUCAAGCAAACUGGACCAGCUUCCAGAAAAUCUAAUGAGCUGCGAGCAAUGAAAAGUCUCCUAUGGUGGCUCGCGUUCUCAUACCAACCUCUUUCGCUCGAUGAAUGCCUCGCUCUACUCGAGCUGACCCCGGGAAACUCCUUUGACCUCGAACGAGAACUCCAGGGGAGACAACUGGCAAGAUUUCUGAAGAUCGGAGACCCUGAGGAACGUGUGGGAGCCGCCUCGCCCCAGCCGUCAAUGCCGUUGACACUGAUCAAGAACAAUCCCGACGCAGCUUACCAUGACGGCGACUUGCCGCUAAAAUUCCAGGAACGGGCCAUGAGAGACUUCUUCCGCCAUGGACAGUCCGGAGAUUCAGGAUUGAGAACAUCGGCGGCAGAAGCGCACCGUGAGAUAUUUGUCAUUUGUUCAAAGAUCCUUUGCGACCCAGCGAUUAACGUCCCUCAUGGGUUACGCAAGUAUGCUGCUGAGAAGUGGGCGGUGCACCUCAGCGAGACCAGGAUGGCCCAAGGUUCAGAAACCGACAGGAUUACAGGCGUAGAAGCUCUGGGGGCUAUUAUGACAAACGAGGCUAAUGCUGCAAUGAGGCUCGAAUCUCUUGGAGUGGAUUAUGAUAAAAUCAACAAGAACUUUCCCAAAUUUCCUUUGCUUAGCCAUGUGGCUAGCUUUGCACAGAUGGCAGAUUCUCUGGACGACAAAGUGACUGCAUCUACGUCGGUCUGGGUGAAGAGUGUGGUAUCAGACGAGAUGGCAGCUUUUGUGCCUCUCGCGAAAGGCCACCUUGAAAACUGGCUCCAGACUGCGGACCUGAAAUCUGCCCUGCGCUCAUACAAAUUUGCCCGAAGCGCCAUCAAAUUGACAGGGCAUCGGAAUCCCAUAGUUCAAGGGGAGGAGGACGAUACGGACUCUUCUAGCGUCGAAGACGAUGAAGGUGAAAUGUCGUGGUACAGAGAGGAGGAAAUUAUUGCCAUCUCCCAGUCUUUCGAAAACAUUGUCAGAGGAAGCAACACACCCUGGGCGGUCGCUUUGCUGCUUGAGCACUCGCGACAUCAUGACGCAGCACUCUCUUACGCACAAGAUGCACUUAGUGAAUGCAAAGAACCCAUCAGACACUUUCAAAUUUUGGACUUGGUGGCUAACAUCUACCUCCGCAAAAAAGACUACAACGCGGCAAAUAAGGCUAUCAACGAUGCUUUGUCUAACAGAGAGGUAUCUCCCAAGCUCCUCCGUAACGGUCUUGUGACACGUGCAAAGACAGAAGUAGCCCUUGGGAAGGUUGAUGACGCCAUGGCAUCGUACGCAGAGGCAAGAUACUCUGACCAAGAACCGAUGCCGGGCGAUAUCCUCCAAGCCGAGUUCAAGUUAUACGUUGACAAACACGCCGACGCCAAGUUGAUCGGGCUGGUCAAAGAGUGGAAGAAAACCGAGAGACUUGACUGGAUGACCUGGAGAUACGAAGAGGAUUAUGAAAGGGACAUUUAUCACCCCCAAUUUCAAAGAGCUGCGGGUAAAGCAGGAGAACAUCAAUUUCUGGUUGAGGCAUACGAGGAAGCCAUCACCCUUCUUGAUCGUCUUAACGCGGCCCCACCGAUCCGGUUUCAACUUGCUCUGGUACACCGGUACAUCCGUGGUGACAUCGAUGCGGCCAAAGCUCUUAUGGAUGAGAAUCUUGACGCCAGUUCGACUGGGGAACCAUACAGGUUUACAAAUGAGGAUCCAGCGAUGACACUGGUCCGUACGGUCAUCCUCAUGACCGAUCUCAUCUAUGAACAAUUUCGCUCCACUGGAGAUCCCGUGAGGAAGAUGCAGCUGUUCGCAGAGAUAAAGGGCCUGACCAACAGAAAUCUGGCACAGUCGAUUUCAACUCUGAAAUCAAGCCUAGUGCAUCACACAAUCACCGUUGCGAAGAUGGCUCGCAAGAUGGGGCCAGCACAGGAUUUCCAGGCUGCGUUGGAGAACGCAUUCAGUGUUUGUUAUGAAUCACUUACGGACGACGUGGAAUGGAAUGACUGGCUCAACCUGACGAAUCUUUCCGCGGUUCUCUCUAAUAUGAGUGGUCUCGAUAGGGAAGCUCGCAUCUUGGUCUCCGCGCAGUUCUCGCGGCUCGCUCUUGCUGUUACUGGCGGCCAAGAAGAGAGUGAAAAGGACUACAAUGGCACGGACGAAGAGUCUGAAGAGGAUGACGAUAACAGUAAUGACGUGGACUCGCUGUCAGAAGAGGAUGGUGAUAUCAACGACUGGGACCCGCUACCAGACGACGAGGGAGACCUCGUCGAGGUUUUGUGUUUGUGCAGCGGCGAAUGCGAUCCUAUUGUCUCAUGGCGCGCUUGGAAGGGCAGGCCGAUGUACCGAUGCGGCAAUACCAUUCUCUGCGAGCCUUGCUACCAGAAGCGACAAGCGUACAACAAAGGUGCUCACUGUGAAAUUGGUCGCACGUAUUGUGGUCGCGAUCACCAGUAUAUCAAGGGUCCGAUUGAGGGGUGGAAGGGAAUCAAGAAUGGGGUUAUGAAGAUAGAUAACCAGGAGCCAGUGAAGUUUAAGGAUUGGUUAGAGGACUUGAAGAAUAAUAAAUGGAAAGAAGCUUGGGAAAGAUUUUGGAUGGUCGAGGGUUGA
This is a messenger RNA of Rhinocladiella mackenziei CBS 650.93, 4068 nucleotides long. RefSeq lists its product as uncharacterized. NCBI's taxonomy places the organism in Eukaryota, Fungi, Ascomycota, Eurotiomycetes, Chaetothyriales, Herpotrichiellaceae. The record is from RefSeq and is a predicted model, not a curated record. The transcript has 6 exons. Bases 1 to 4068 code for a protein of 1355 amino acids. Gene Ontology annotation, molecular function: protein binding.